UUUCUUGAAUAAAUACUGGUUUUUAUCUUUCCCUCCAAAAUAUUCUUUCUUUGAUUUACGCAUCUUCACAAUGGAUGCUGAAACUCGAUGUAAAGUUGAAGAAAUGGUGAUGGAUAUACUCACAAACUGCAGCAUUGAAGGAGCCACUGAGCUCUCCGUCCGACUUGCCGCUUCCGAGCGACUCGGUAUCGACCUUUCUGACUUACACAGCAGACGAUUUGUCAGAAACAUCGUCGACUCUUACCUUAUCUCCAUCGCCACCGACGUCGACAAACGGAAGGAACCGCCGCAAGCUUCCGCCGAGGCAGUGGAUGUGAUACACAGAGAACCGCCACAAGAGUCCAAUAAGGUGGUGGAAGUGAAGCGCAAAAAAGACGGCUCUGAACACGUUAUUUGUCAGCUAUCAACCAGAAGGAAGGUGACUGUCCAAGAUUUCAAAGGGACGACAUUGGUGUCAAUUAGGGAGUUUUAUCUAAAAGAUGGAAAACAGCAGCCCACUACUAAAGGGAUAAGUUUACCUCCUGACCAAUGGUCAACCUUCAAGAAUAGUGUUCCUGCCAUAGAGGAAGCUAUCACAAAGUUGGUAGGAAGGAUAAGAUCAGGGCAUAAUAGCUGGAAAAAUAGAGAAGUUUCAAGUUCAGUUGCUGAUGUUCCUGUUGAGCCUGUCCCUAUUGAGCCUGUCUCUAUUAAACCUGUUUCUGUUGAGCCUGUGCCCAUUGAGAUUGUCCCUAUUGAGAUCGUUCGUUUUGAUGGGAAGAAUUACCAAGUUUGGGCUGAACAGAUAGAAUUACUCUUGAAACAGUUGAAGAUUAAUUAUGUGCUUACGGAACCAUGCCCAAAUGCUACAUUAGGGAAAAACGAUGCUAGUGCUGGAGAAAUUUCUAAAGCCAAAGCUGCUGAAAAGAGAUGGGUAAAUGAUGAUUUAAUGUGUCGUCGCAACAUCUUGGGCCAUUUGUCUGAUAGUCUAUUCAACAAGCAUGCUAAUAGAAAAAUGAGUGCUAAGGAGUUAUGGGAAGAGUUGAGAUAUGUUUAUCUGUUCGAGGAAUAUGUAACCAAGAGAUCUCAGGUGAAAAAGUAUAUUGAAUUUCAAAUGGUUGAUGAGAAAGCAGUUGCUGAACAAAUUCAAGAACUUGAUCGCAUUGCAGACUCUAUUGCUGUUGCUGGAAUGCAUAUAGACGAGAAUUUUCAUGUCAGUGUCAUCAUUUCAAAGCUUCCACUAUCAUGGAAAGACUUCUGCAUCAAGUUAAUGCGCGAGGAGCAUCUAUCUUUGUUGAUGUUAAUGGAGCGCAUAAGAAUAGAAGAAGAAUCCCGCACUGGAGUCAAACAAGUUGGUGAAUCUCCUUCUGAUAAUGUAAGAUUUCACGAUGCCAAUAAAGGAGGAAUAAAGGGGGCUGACAUUAAGCCGCCGCCAGGUUUUCCAAGGAAGUUUAAACCUAAUGUCAAGAACAUAACUUGUUAUAUUUGUGGUCAAAAGGGGCAUAUUUCCAAAAACUGUUCUAAACUACCAAGGAAAUGAUGAAAGCCAACCAACCAGUCUCCAAAAUCUGAAUGCCCCCCUUUUCAUUCAGUAUCUUUAUUUAUUUCUCUAGUCCAAAUCCCCUAUAACAGUUACAGGGUAGUUAAUGCACAUAUAUUGUUCUUCUGUAAGUACAACUCAAGUGACAAGAAUAUUUGAUACACUAAUGCACGAGU
Molecule: messenger RNA, 1692 nt
Organism: Lathyrus oleraceus (garden pea)
Lineage: Eukaryota; Viridiplantae; Streptophyta; Magnoliopsida; Fabales; Fabaceae
Exons: 4
Coding region: 71-1516 (481 amino acids)
Biological process (GO): regulation of DNA-templated transcription
Molecular function (GO): DNA binding; zinc ion binding
Source: RefSeq, a predicted model, not a curated record